AUGACCAUCUCGACUGAAAAGUCCGUGGUACUCCCGUUUACGAGAAGUAACAUGCAUCCCUUCCCUCUUUCAGUUGCUGGUGUACAGCUGAGGAGUGCAUCUUUUCAUCGUUUCCUAGGUGUCACGGUAGACGCCAGGCUGUCUUGGGUGAAGCACAUAGCGAGCUUGGAAGCGAAGGUCCACCGGUGGAUUGCGGUGAUCAGGCAUCUGGCACGCGUGAAGUGGGGCAGUGCCAUGGCGUCGCUUUUGGCCGUCCACCGUGCUUUGGUUCGCGGGUCACUUGCAUACAGCUUGCCUGUGUUAAAUGGCCUUCCACCUUCCUCAGUCCAGAAGCUUCAGUGCCUCCUGGCGCGCAGUCUCCGAGUGUGCUUGGGAGUCCCUCGGGCGGCAGAGACCCAUAUGGUCAUUGCUGAGGCUAAGGAAGCCCCGCUUCAAGUGCUUCGCUACCGGGAGACGUGUCGGCAGUAUACCUCCGCCUUCUAG
Ornithodoros turicata is the source of this 483-nucleotide messenger RNA. RefSeq lists its product as uncharacterized. The transcript has a single exon. The record is from RefSeq and is a predicted model, not a curated record. Lineage: Eukaryota; Metazoa; Arthropoda; Arachnida; Ixodida; Argasidae. The coding region runs from base 1 to 483 and encodes 160 amino acids.